AUGGCCCGCCUCGCCGCCCUGGCGGCCGGCGCGGGAGCGCUGGCGGGGCGGGGCCUCGCCGCCGCCGAGAAGCUGCCGCUGUGCGACGAGGCCAUCGUGAAGGAGACCUGCCAGCUCAUCGGCGACGGGGACACCACGUCGAGGUCCGACUUGGAGGAUCAGGGACUCACCUCGGCCACCCCCGAGCAGUGUGAAGCCCUGUGGCGCGCGUUCGGCUACUCCGAGGACCGCGUGGACUGCACGUCUCUCUGCUACACAGUCGUGGGCUUCCUCAGCCAGAGUGGCGAGAUGCCGGCGCAGAGCGACACCGCCUGCUACGAGGUGGACGGACGGCAACAUCCGGUGCGACAUGGACAUCGGCCAGGGAGCGGGUGCCGGAGAGGGCGGCCCAGACGGCAGCGACGGCGGGGGCGAGGGAGACGGCCGCCCCCAUGGGCCGCACGAGCACGGCCACAAGAACACGCACACCGACGGCCACGACCUGGCCAUCGACUACGACACGCACGAGCUGUCACUCAAGGUGGCGAAUUUGUUCCGCAUCUUCCCGGCCCCAAACCCGUCAUUCGGCGUGAGGCGGUCUGCUGCUGGGGGCGAGGAGGCGGGCGCCGUCGCGAGGAGGCUGCCCGCCAGCGAGAGCUUCGAGACCGCCGUGGCGGAGGCCUCCGCGGGGGCGAUCGCGGACAUCGCGCACGCCAUCCGGCACGUCCGGGACCCGCGCACGGAGAAGUACAUGGUCAAGUGGUUCGGCCCGAAUUCGCCCAAGCAUCCCUUCACCAGGAAGAGAUCCUCCGCAUCCUCAAUUCCGUCACGCACGUGCUGGCGAAUGCGAACUACAUCCACGAUCAUUCGCCCGAUGGCUGCGAUGAGGACACAUACGCGUUUGUCAUGCCUGACCCCGAUCGUGAUGCGAGGGAUGAGAACGGAAAGUUCAAGGUGUUUUUGUGCGAUUUGUUCAUGGCGAAAAAGAAGGAAAGGCGUGAGACACUCACUCACGAGGCCUCGCACCAUGGGACAGCUUUCACCGACGACGUGUGUGCGAAAUCUGUCAUGCAUUACCACAAAUCGAAACGGAACCUGAAAGUACUCAAAGUCAAGUCUGAACUAGAUGACCCCGACGUCGGGUACGGUGACGAAGUACCGGUUCACUGGGAUGGGAAAGUGUGGGAUGCCACCGUGUUGCAGAUCCGCGACCACGACGAAGUGGUUCUGAACGUGGAGCCCGAAGAGGAGUGUGAGGAGCUGGCGUAUGGGCGCAGCGAGUGCAUGUCGUUGGCAAGGAAGGCGCCCCUCAAGGCCCUCCGGAACGCGGACAGCUUCUGUUUCUUCAUCCAGGACUUGGCCACCAAUGUCGACUAG
Molecule: messenger RNA, 1356 nt
Organism: Prorocentrum cordatum
Lineage: Eukaryota; Dinophyceae; Prorocentrales; Prorocentraceae
Source: the annotation of a GenBank genome assembly